AUGGUGGCUGAAGCCCGAGCCCAUGAAGAGGCCGACGGAUGGGGAGAACAAACCCGCGAGGACGAGAAGAAGCAGCACGACAAGGACCAGGAGGAGCUCAUCGACAUGGGCUCUGAUGACGACAACAACGGUAACGAAUCCACAUCGCCAUCAAACCGUACGCACGUCGAGUGCAUGCUCGGAUACACCGUCGGGCUCCGCUUCAACCCAAACCAUGUCUUCAUGUUCGAGCCCAAGAACGAGGAGGGCGACUCCAAGACCAGCGCGAACACGGCUGCAGAGUGGGGCGGAUGCGGCGUGGCAUAA
Molecule: messenger RNA, 306 nt
Organism: Anthostomella pinea
Lineage: Eukaryota; Fungi; Ascomycota; Sordariomycetes; Xylariales; Xylariaceae
Source: the annotation of a GenBank genome assembly